Messenger RNA from Oreochromis niloticus (Nile tilapia), 4790 nucleotides. Its product is annotated as melanopsin-A. Gene Ontology annotation, molecular function: G protein-coupled receptor activity. Gene Ontology annotation, biological process: G protein-coupled receptor signaling pathway; visual perception. Gene Ontology annotation, cellular component: membrane. NCBI's taxonomy places the organism in Eukaryota, Metazoa, Chordata, Actinopteri, Cichliformes, Cichlidae. The record is from RefSeq and is a predicted model, not a curated record. The coding region runs from base 213 to 1886 and encodes 557 amino acids. The transcript is spliced from 11 exons.
GCACAGAUAGAGAGAGAGCAGGUCUUUCCCACCCUAUCAACAGCUGCUGUCUAACAGCACAUUUCUGUUAGAGUGGGAUAUGAAAGCAGGGUGGGAAUAAUGACUGGCCACUUAGACUCUUAGACCACCUCAUAUAUAGAAUCAGCAGUUGACAAUUCCACUUUUAUCACACACACAUCUUUAUUUUUUCCAUCAACCACCUUGGAUCUUUAAUGGAUUCUAAGCUCCUAAUUGGACCGGGGUUCCCGACACCGGACCCGACUUCCCGUGCACCCUGGAAUAUCACCUCCAUCAGCCCUCGCCGGUCCCUGGAGCUUUCAUCGAUGGCUACAACUGGUUCCAUGGUCAGAGACUACCCAUUUCCAACCGUAGAUGUCCCAGACCACGCUCACUACACUAUUGGUGUUGUCAUCUUUGCUGUAGGCAUCACAGGCUUGCUGGGAAACUUCCUGGUCAUAUAUGCUUUUUGCAGGAGCCGAAGCCUGCGGACACCAUCCAACAUUUUCAUUAUUAAUCUGGCAGUCACAGACUUCCUCAUGUGUCUCACGCAGACGCCCAUCUUCUUCAUUACCAGCAUGCACAAACACUGGAUCUUUGGGAAGAAAGGUUGUGAGCUGUACGCCUUCUGUGGAGCUCUCUUCGGUAUCUGCAGUAUGAUGACACUGAUGGUGAUUGCAGUGGACCGGUACGUGGUGAUCACCAGGCCUCUGGCUUCCCUCGGGGUGAUGUCUCGUAAGAAAGCAUUCACCACUGUGGCUGUUGCCUGGCUCUAUUCAAUGGGCUGGAGUUUGCCGCCCUUCUUUGGCUGGAGUGCCUACGUCCCGGAGGGUCUGAUGACAUCUUGUUCCUGGGACUACAUGACGUUCACCCCUUCUGUCCGCUCCUACACCAUGCUGCUCUUCACCUUUGUCUUCUUCAUCCCUCUCUUUGUCAUCAUUUUCUGCUAUUGCUGCAUCUUCAGAGCCAUUCGACACACAACGCGGGCGAUAACAAAGAUCAAUUGCGAGGGGACCAGAGACUCUGCAAAGAGGUUCCAUAAAAUGAGGAGCGAAUGGAGGAUGGCUAAAAUUGCACUCAUCGUCAUCCUGCUGUUUGUCAUCUCCUGGGCCCCUUAUUCCUGCACAGCCCUCACUGCAUUUGCUGGGUAUGCAGACUUGUUAACUCCUUAUAUGAACUCUGUUCCCGCUGUGAUCGCCAAAGCAUCAGCUAUCCACAACCCCAUCAUAUACGCCAUAACACAUCCUAAAUACAGGUCAGCAAUCAGCAGGUACGUUCCUUACCUCGGGGUAUUGCUGUGCAUGAAGGGCAGAGACCGUUUCAGCAGCAGCAGCUUCCAGUCCACCCGCCGAUCAACCCUCACCAGCCAGUCAGAGUUCAAAGGCCCCAGCAGGACUCACAACUCUUCCCAGUCUGAGAGUGAAUCAGCCCAGUUCUCAGACACGGAGGAAGACUACUCUUCUCGAACUCCUGUUAGUCGUCACUUGUCCAGUGAUGCCAAACAGGUGCGUCACGCUAGCCAGAGGUCAAAGGUGAGAGGGUAUAACACAGAGUACGAGAGAACCUCUGCUCACAACGCCACUGAUCCAGCCAUAUGUCACCUCUCACCAAUCACUGCUCUGACAGAACCUGAAGGCAUCUCCAUGUCGGACAUCAGUCUGCAGCCAACCAGCAAUCUGCCAGCUUCUCUGGACAAUGUUAUGAGGGAGUCAGGGCCAAGGACUGUGUGCAAGACCACAUCGUCUGUCAUCGUCACCUCCAUAUCCAGCCCGUCAAUAUUGCACAGUCCCCCAGGUUACCAUGGCAACUUCAAAUUGACCAAAAGUCACAGCCCAGUUGCCAAGGAGACCCUUGACAUAGCCAUGCUGGAGACAACAGCUUUACCAUGAACAGCGGGAGAGAAGUGAAAGCGUGUGAAAGUGUGCGUAUGUAUGCUUCAGUAUUUCUCCCCAAAUGGGAACUUUUCUUACUAGCAUGCUGUUUGCAGGUUAUGAUAACUGUGGACCAUAGCAUUGUUUUUAUGCAUGCAGUGUACAAGUAUGUGUGCGUGUGUGCCCAGUAAAUUUAUGCAUGUGUUUGCACUCAUUUGAAUUUUGUCAUUUCUGACAUAUCAUGGCGGCUGGAGAUUGUUUACCUCAACUGUAAGCAAACUAGCCUUAAGCACAAAAUGUGAAAGGUGGAGUCACACUUGGAUCACACCUGACCUUUCUGGACAUGCUUUCUGGUCAUACUAUGUGAGAUUUGCCAUAAAUGGAGAUGUUCUUUCUGAAUUAUUUCCAUUUCAAAGUGAAAUGUGAAUAUUCUUUAUCUUUACAUACAGAAGUUGAAUGGCUGCUGAUGUCAUCAGUUUAUUCUGGGGUGUUACAACUGAAAGUUUUAAAAAAUGUUGAGAUUUUAUUUUGUGCAUAGUGUUUAUAUUAAUGCUUAGCUACCGAAAAGUGUCAGAAUCCUACUUUUGAAUUAAGAACCUAUUAAUGCAAAUGAAAAGCAUGUUUUCAAACCAAUCUGCUUCUACAAUAAAAUAGAAUCAGAGCUCUUGUUUUUCUUUUAUAGUGUUUGCCGAAUAAAGAAUGUACUCUAAAUGAUGUAUCUAGUAUAAAUAAUGGACCAGACAUUUUGUAUAUUAAGACUGAAUAAAAUGACUGCUGAUUAUGUGGAAAAACUGACCGCACUACUGAUCUCACUCAGAAACAACACGUAUUUAAGCCAUGUUAAAAUUGUAGUGUUCAGCUCCUGCUCCAUCUGUACCCACACAGUGUUUGCUGAAAAGCUCUACGUGUUGAAACCUGCUGAAAUUUCAGAAUGACGGGAACAAAGUACGAAACUUUAAUAAAAAGUGUAAAAAAAAGAUAUACAAAGGUCCUCCACAGUUAGGAAUUCACCUAUGAAGAUUAAAGCAUUUUUUGUGACUAAUCAAAAUCGAAAACCUCGCCCACACCCACCAAUAUUCCACUUCAAGGUCAUCCCCCUUGAGCACCUAUGGAUGGCUUUGAGCAUUUCUGCUACUUUUAGAUUGCUCUAUGCAUUUUUUGUAUGCCCACACUAACUAGUUAACCACUUCUAUUAUUCAAAUUAAAUUUCACUUUGAACAACACAAGUUCAGAAAAAGCCAAAUCUGCUGAGUUAGGCCUCAGGUCGAGAAACUGGCUAACAACUGUUUGGCAAGUAUUUGCCAGGUUAGAGAAUACCUACCUACUUUGCAACCAGUUAAGUGAAACUGGUUGCAAAGAGAUAUAUGGUACUGCAAGAAAAUCUCCUAGGAACUGCUAGCAGAUUGCUGUGGUCACCCGUUUGCAUUACAAGGUUCACUGCCACAUGGUUGUUAGUUAGCAAGUGUUUGGAGGCAAAUCAGCACCUUCCAGUUAUCAAAGCAGCCCCAAGGAGGUUUUUCCUGCAACAGCCUCUUUACAAUUUAUUUUACCUAACAAUUGCUAGUAACCACAAAGUCAUUGGGGGUGUACAACCAACCAGAGACUGCCAGAGUGUUUCGGUGUGCUAUGUACAAGCACUGCAGCUAGAAAUGUCAAACUUUAGACAGCUCAGGAUCUUUCAGUAGAAAUCCUCAUUAACAUCCUAGGGUUCAAAUCUCCACAGCAUCUGGUUACGUUCUGUCUGGAGUUUGCAUGUUCUCCCUGCCACUGUGGGGGGUUUUAAAGACAUGCUUUUAAGGAUGGAUUCAGUGCUGAAGGACACUGAAUAAAGUGUUUUAUAAAUAAGUGUGAAAAGUUGAAUGUAGCUUGUAGUGUAAAGAGCUUUGAGUGGUUAGUAAAACUUAAAAAGCACUAUAUAAAUGCCAACCUUCUCCACAUGAUAGCUAGUUUAGUUUUGCACAGAAUUUGACGUCUGUUGAUCCAGGCUGUCAAAAUUUGAUUUCUGGGGACAGAAUGUAGCAGGAGUGCAGGAAUCCAUCUGAUUGCACACAAGGACAUGGCCUUGGAAGGAUUAAAUUAGAAACCAAUUAAUUAAAAAACAAAUUAAAAUGCACCUGCUGGAUUUGUACCACUGAUUCCAUCUUUAUCUGCCUUAACAUUAAAAAACAACUAACAAAACUUUAAUUUGACAUGUUUCUGGACUUGGCAAUCAGACACACAUAUGAACACAUGUAACAGGACAGAAGAGAAGAGUCCCUUUGUCAUUGAUUUUUCCAUUCAUGGUGACAUCAAGCAAUACAGAUCAUACUCAGCAGGACACAAAUGGGUUACAACACAACAGAAGGUCACCCAACAACACAGUAUGAGCAUGUUUGUAUGUGUACUGGAUGUCCUAGGGUAUUUUGCAUCCCUCCAGAUGCCAUAAUUUAACAUCUAGAUGUACAGGUGACAGUUUAUUAAAUGAUUUUUUUCCCCCUAAACAUGUUUAGUUCUGUUAUCUCAUAAUCAGCUUGAACAAAUACAACACUGUUUGUCCACCUCCGUACGUGUGCAGGUCCUUCAAGAGUCCUCAGAUUGCUGCAUCAUUGACUAUGAUUGUAAAAACCUUUUUCUUCAUGCCUCAGCAUAAAAUCUAACUCUUGAUGUCAUUUCUGUCAAAUAAUGUAUUGCGGAUUCAAAUCUUAGCUAAAAAUACAACACUUUUUAAAAUCUGUUUUCAUUAUUGCUCAUUUGUCUUGUAGUAUAUUUUAAUGAAUGUAUAAAAAAAUGCAUAUUUGAAAUAUUAUGACAUGACAAAUGUAAAUAUUAUAAAUAUGUUGACUUUAAAAUCUGCUUUGAUGAAGUGAAGGUAAUUUUGUUUUCUUUGUACAAAAUGUUUUGUGUUGUUUUUAUUUAUUUUUCUAAAUAAAAUAUAUCGCUAAA